Moesziomyces antarcticus is the source of this 3009-nucleotide messenger RNA. Its product is annotated as GTPase. The coding region runs from base 1 to 3009 and encodes 1002 amino acids. The transcript has a single exon. Gene Ontology annotation, cellular component: mitochondrion. The record is from RefSeq and is a predicted model, not a curated record. Lineage: Eukaryota; Fungi; Basidiomycota; Ustilaginomycetes; Ustilaginales; Ustilaginaceae. Gene Ontology annotation, molecular function: GTPase activity; RNA binding; GTP binding.
AUGGCCGCCAAUCGCGCCCAGCUCACGCUGAGGUUGCAACCUCUUCUUGCUACUCAGCACGCUCCACGCUUGGCUCUUGCUCGUACAAGCAGACGCCAUGCCUCGUCAUCGAUUGUUCGCCAGUCAGAUUACAAGUUCGAUGACAGGAAAGCACCGCCGCCUCUCAGCAGUAGGAGGUCCUCCUUGUCGUCCUCCUCGCCGUCUUCCUCGCCGUCCUCUCCUGCCAUCGACAAGACGUUCGUCCGCGGCGACGACACCAAAGCAAGGACCGUCUUCAUCCGCCCAAAGGACGGCAACCAUCUCGUCUCUGUCGUCCACACCCUCUCCCUCCUCGCUCAGCUCGCAUCCAAAUUUGGCCCGAUUCAAAGCUUCCACUUCCCCCGCGAACCUAGCUCGCAGCGCCUUCUCGGCUACGGUAGUGUCACCUUCUUGGAUCGAGAGAGCUUGCGCAAGGCACUCGCCAAUGAUGGCAUCCACACUGUCGUACUUCCGCCCGUCCUUCCGUCAAGAGCGCCUCGAACCUAUCUCUCGGACGAGGAGCACGAGCGUAUCGUGGGCACAGCGCCUUUGAUCAGCUGCGACGCUCCUUCCAAGCAUGGAUCGGCGUCUCAGACUCACCACUCGUCACGCUCCCUUCAGAACCCGUCCGCCUUGCGACCAGGCUGGACCGACAUCGCUCCUCUCGUGAACAUGGAAGCAGCUUUGUCGCCGCGCUACUAUGUCGACGAGUCCAGGGCAACAGCAGAAACGCCAGAAGAUGCCGUCAUCGCCCACGACGCCUCCUUCUACCUCUCCACUUCCUCGGUGUCGGUCGAGAUCAAGAUGGAGCACAGGAUCACCGCCUUGGCUAGUCGACCCGGCGCUCGAGCCGAUCGCAGAAGCGAAGAAUUGCGCAGGAAUGUCCGUGCAGCUUUGCACCAGUUCGGCGGCUUCAACGACACCUUCAAAAACACUUUCAAAAGGUCGGAACACGAGGCUGAAGGAGGGUUCGGUGAAGGACACUUCGAUCUAGAAGGGCUCAACGAUCAUCGGCACGGUCGCACCCGCAACUCUGGCUCUGCAGCAAGCGGUCAUUCUCAUGCUGGCUCUCGAUCCGGCCCUGCAUGGAACAGGCGCCCAGAUUCUAGAAUGCAGCGUGGUGGUCACGAAACAAGAUCGCUCUCCACUUCCGCCACUGCGUUCAACAGCGAGAUGUUCAAGGCCAAGCGCAAGGCAGAGUGGCAGCGCAAUCGACACUCGAACUUCAUCGACCAGCUCUACCUCCGCGUCACCGGCGGCAAAGGCGGCGACGGCUGCGUCUCUUUCCACCGCGAAAAGUACGUCCAGUUCGGCCCGCCAUCGGGAGGCAACGGCGGCUCGGGCGGCUCCAUCUACAUCCGUGCCGUGGAAGGACCCACGACGCUCGCGCGCAUCUCGCGUCGCUUUCGCGGCGCAGACGGUCCGCAUGGACAAGGCAGCUUCUUGCACGGCAAGAAAGUCGAGGAUAAGGUCGUCGAGGUGCCUGUUGGAACUGUGGUCACGGCGACUCGGCGCCUACGCAUCCCCGAGGAAGUCGAGGCCGAGACGUACUAUCAGGACCUGCUCAGGCGUGCGGCUAAGGCCAAGUGGGAUCCAACCGGUCUGGUAGCAAAGGAGGACAUCGUGCUUGCCGCCGAACACGAGGAGCGCAGCCGUCUCGCGAGAUUGCAGCCACCCGUGGAAGCGGACCAGCAGGCAGUCAGCCAGACCGAGGUGUCCGAGCUCGAUUCGACCGAAGACGGAGCAGCGUCCGGCGCGGAGAAAGCCAACGAAGCUGAAGAGGAGAUCGAUGGAGAGGACCUGCUUGAUCCUGAAGACGCGCGUCAGUUGCAGCUGCUACGUGACCGCGUCUGGCGCCACUAUCCUCGGGCGGAGGAGACCUACUACCGACGCAACGAGUUUCGAGCCGCCGAGAUGCGCCUGGCGAUCGAUCGCCGUCGCCGCCGCCGAUACCAGGCACAGGCUCAGGCUGCGCUCGCUGCUGCGGCUCACACCGUCGCAUCGUCUUCUAUCGCGGCCGAUCAGUCUUCCGCCGCAUCGGUCACUCCAUACGAGGAUGAGGAGCCGCUCGAGCAGCCCUGGCGCAUCGACCUCGACGAGCCCACGCCCGCCGACUCACCGGGCAUCCUGCUCGCUGCAGGAGGCCGAGGCGGCUUGGGCAACCCCACGUUUCUGUCGUCUGCGAACCGCUCACCCAAGUUCGCCACCAAGGGCGAAUGGGGAGAGGCGCUCGAGGUGAUGCUGGAGCUCAAGCGGCCUUCGGACAUCGGGCUUGUGGGUCUGCCCAAUGCGGGCAAGUCGACCAUCCUUCGAUCCAUCUCGGCGUCCAAGGCGCAGGUGGGCCACUGGCGCUUCACUACGCUCUCGCCCAACCUGGGCGUGGUGCGUCUGGGACAAGACGGCAGUGUCAUGGGUGUCGACGAUUCCGAGGUGCAGGAGGGUUACGGACACGACCGGGACGGCAGUGCGACUGAUGCGGACAUGCCGUCGGAUGCCGAGGAGUUCCGACUGGUGCUUUCGGACAUUCCCGGUCUCAUCGAUGGCGCGGCUGACAACCGCGGCCUUGGCCAUACGUUCCUGCGACACAUUGAGCGAUGCUCGAUCCUGGCGUAUGUACUGGACCUCACCGAGCCCGAGCCGUGGAAAGACCUGGGCGUGCUGCACAACGAGCUGGCUUCGUAUCGCUCCGACUUGCCAGCCAAGGCUCGGCUGGUGAUCAUCAACAAGGCGGACCAGUUCACGACGCCCGACGAGAUCGAGGCUGCCAAGACCAAGAUCGACCGCAUCCGACGCCAGGUCAACGAGAUCUGGGAGGAUCAGCAGGCGCUGAGGACGGGCGAGGUCAAUCAGGGCGCCGAGCGUGCUCCCAUGAAGGUGCUCACGCUUUCGGCCAAGAAGAAGCAGGGAACACAGGGGUUGGCCAAGACACUGGUUGAGCUGCUCAGGGAAGCUCGAAGCGAGGCGCAACAGGAUGUCGAGUCAGCUGAAUAG